Messenger RNA from Ascoidea rubescens DSM 1968, 2583 nucleotides. It is a transcript of the gene SEC24, whose product is annotated as COPII subunit SEC24. Gene Ontology annotation, cellular component: endoplasmic reticulum exit site; COPII vesicle coat. Gene Ontology annotation, molecular function: SNARE binding; zinc ion binding. The transcript has a single exon. The record is from RefSeq and is a predicted model, not a curated record. Lineage: Eukaryota; Fungi; Ascomycota; Saccharomycetes; Ascoideales; Ascoideaceae. Gene Ontology annotation, biological process: endoplasmic reticulum to Golgi vesicle-mediated transport; intracellular protein transport; COPII-coated vesicle cargo loading. The annotation marks the transcript as partial.
CCGCAAUCUGCUCCUGGCAUCGACCAGCUAACUCAGCAAUUCAAUGAUGUUAAUCUCUAUGGCUCUGCUCAACAGUCAUACCCUCCAGUUGGUGCAAAUCCCAACAUGGGAAUGGGAAUGGGAAUGAACAUGGGUGCAAAUCCCAACAUGCAACUAUCUUCUCACGCAGCUGCAGUCUUACCAAUGAAUCAAUUAUACACAACUGAUUUAUUAAACGAUUUCCCUCCCCCAAUAAAGGACUUAUCUUUACCACCACCUCCUGUUAUCUUACCCAACGAUGCCACUUUAUCUCAAAGACCGGAAUCAAAUGCUUCACCUGACUACUUCCGUUGCACUCUUAAUACGAUACCAACAACAAACAGUUUAUUAAAAAGAUCCAAACUACCUCUCGGUGUGGUCAUUAGACCCUAUACAACAUUACAUGAAUCGGAAAACCCAGUCCCUGUUGUCAAAGAUACUGUGAUUGCAAGAUGUCGCCGUUGCCGUGCUUAUAUUAAUCCAUUUGUCCAAUUUGUUCAAAGUGAUAGAAGAUGGCGUUGUAACUUAUGUGCUUUGCAAAACGAUGUUCCUUCUGCCUUUGAUAACAUGGAGAAUGGAAGAACAAGAUAUGACAGAGAAGAAUUAAACUACGCCGUUGUCGAUUUUGUUGCUCCUUCCCAAUACAUGGUAAGAUCUCCUGAACCCUUAGUAUAUGUCUUUAUUAUCGAAGUUUCCGUUAUUGCUGUUAAAAAUGGAAUGCUAGCUACUGUUGCAAGAACCAUUUUAGAGUCUUUAGAUAGAAUCCCAAAUGAUAAAGGUCUAACAAGAGUAGCCUUUUUAGCUGUUGAUUCUGCUUUACAUUAUUUCAAAAUCCCUGAAUCCACCAAAUCUUCAAAUCCAGAAAAAGACGAUGACAAUGAUGACGACGACGAUGAAGAUGAAGAUGAUGACAUUAACUCUCAACCUCAAAUGUUGGUUGUCUCUGAUUUAGAUGAACCCUUUUUACCUUGUCCUGAUGGAUUGUUGGUAAGAUUAGAUCAGUGUAGAAGCCAAAUUGAAACCUUGUUGGCCAAUUUAAAUGACAUGUUCCAUGAUAAUCUUAACCCCAAUUUUGCUUUAGGUCCUGCUUUAAAAGCUGCUCAUAAAUUAGUUCAACCAAUUGGUGGCAGAAUUCAAGUUUUAGGCUGCUCUUUACCAAGUCUUGGUGUUGGUAAAUUAAACGUUAGAGAAGAAGAAUCCGUUUCUGGAAAACCAAAAGAAGCUCAAACUUUAAUGUCUGCUGCAGAUUCAUUUUACAAAAGUUUUGCUGUGGAGUGCAACAAAUCUCAAGUUACUGUCGACAUGUUUUUAUGUUCUACAUCAUAUCAAGAUGUUGCAACUUUAGCCAACUUACCUCGUUAUACAGCUGGUCAAACCCAUUUCUAUCCUGCUUGGUCCGCUGCUAAAGAAGAAGACGUUAUCAAAUUAUCUAAAGAAUUCUCAAACCAUCUUUCAAUGGAUGUUGCUUUAGAAGCAGUAAUGAGAGUUAGAGGUUCAAAUGGAAUCAGAAUGGCUUCAUUCUAUGGUAAUUUCUUUAAUAGAUCCUCAGAUUUAUGUUCAUUUCCAAGUUUUCCCAGAGAUCAAGGUUAUUUAAUAGAAAUGUCCUUAGAAGACAAUAUCACAAAACCUUACAUUUGCUUACAAGCUGCAGUUUUACACACAACUGUUGGUGGACAAAGAAGAAUCAGAGUUUUGAAUUUAGCUAUUCCAACAACUACCAAUAUCGCUGAUGUAUUUGCAUCUGCAGACCAAUUGGCAAUUGCAAACUUCUAUGCCCAAAAAGCCGUUGAAAAGGUGUUUUCAAAUUCGUUUCAAGAUGCUAGAGAUUUAUUGAUGAAACAUAUGCUUGAAAUUUUACAAGUUUACAAAAAAGAAUGUGUAUCUAGAAAUGUCGGAUCUUCCUCACCUUUACAACUAUCUACAAACUUGAGAAUGUUGCCAUUAUUACUUCAUUCAAUGAUUAAACAUAUUGCAUUUAGAACUGGAAAGGUUCCAUCAGAUCACAGAGCUGCUGCACUAAAUUUCCUUGGAUCGGCUCCUCUUCCCAAAUUAAUUAAAAAUAUUUAUCCUUCAAUUUAUAGCUUACAUAACAUGGAAGAUGAAUGUGGGUUAGUUGAUGAAAAUACUGAAACAAUAAUUAUGCCAAAUUCUGUGAAUGCAACCGCUGUAACCUUAGAAAGAUUUGGAUUAUACUUAAUUGACAAUGCCUGUGAAUUAUUCUUGUGGGUUGGAGGUGAAGCUGUUCCACAGUUAAUCCAAGAUGUGUUUGGUAUUGAGGAUAUAUCGAAUAUUCCAGUUGGAAAAUGCGAAUUACCAGUUUUGAAUGAUUCUCCAUUUAAUCAAAGAAUUAGAAACAUUAUUCAAAGUAUAAGAGAUGAUCAUUCAGUCAUUACAUGGCAAAGUUUAUACGUUGUUAAAGGACCAUCGCCUUCAGAGCCAAUUGCACGUAGUAGGGAGGUUGCUGCUUUAAGAAUGUGGGCCUCAUCUGAAUUUGUUGAAGAUAAACAAUCAACUAUUAGUUAUAGAGAAUUCCUUGGUUCAUUUAGGGAAAAAAUUUCAAAUUAA